Amyelois transitella is the source of this 3731-nucleotide messenger RNA. RefSeq names its product cationic amino acid transporter 3 (gene tadr). Gene Ontology annotation, cellular component: plasma membrane. Lineage: Eukaryota; Metazoa; Arthropoda; Insecta; Lepidoptera; Pyralidae. The transcript has 13 exons. The coding region runs from base 573 to 2621 and encodes 682 amino acids. The record is from RefSeq and is a predicted model, not a curated record. Gene Ontology annotation, biological process: amino acid transport. Gene Ontology annotation, molecular function: amino acid transmembrane transporter activity.
AGUACGAAGCCCUAGUAGUCAUAGUUGUAUGGUAACCACUUAUUUAUAUAAAGAAGGAACAAUAUGCGGACAUUAUUAUAUGAACUUAUCUUGUUUGUACUCGUAUAGUACGUAUAUAUUAAAAAUAAUUAUGACACUAAUAUUGGAGAUGUGUGAUGAUACACAAUAACUGAAAUCUAAUUUAAACACAUUAAAACAACCGAUUAGUUAUUAUUGUAUGUUUGAUACAUAUUAUUAGCAUGUUUGAUAGACUGAAGUUAACUAUUAUUAUAAUAUAGCGUGUGUAUUGUUCCCAGAAUUUUCUUUUCAUACAAAAAUAAAUUGUUACCUAGACACACCAGCGGCUCAACGUAUCGAUUAGUGAAAGAACAAGAGGGACCUCGAUAUAGCUCCAUACUCCUCUCUUGUCCGCAUAAACAUGAAAACUCGACUUUAUUUACCGCCUCUCUUCACAAAUUAUAACACCCUCCUGUUUUUUUAAAAAUAAAGGAACACAGUGUAAACGCAUAUGGUUAAUAAAAAUGUAGAGACUUAACGUGAAUUAUCUGAUUCUGAAAGUGGCCUUAAAUUAUAUGAAGUUACGAUGUGUAUCAAAAAUGGCAAAUGAACCAAAAGAGUGUAGCAAAAUGAGUAGGACUCUGAGCGCUCUGGGAAGCGGCGAGGCGUGCGGCGCGCGCUGGACCCUGGGCGCGCUUCUGCUGGCGCCGCUCGCCGCCGCCAACUCCAGCUACUGCUCCGUGCCUGCUGUCAUGUUACUGUCCGCGUUCAUAGCGGUCGCCACAUUCACCUGUAAAGACUUAAAGAUGUUGGCGGAGAUUCUCCCACCCACAAGAACCGUUAGAGGCAGACGCCACAGGAACCUUCGCUCUUUCAGCGACUUUAUGGCUAUGUGGAUGUCUUUUCUUUCCCACUUGGUGGCCGUGGCGAUAUGUGCUAGGAUCCUGAGCGCCACGGCGGACCACGUGACGGGGGGAAGAACCAGGCGGUGGCUGUUUGGUUAUGAGACGCGGUCCUUAGGAGAGCCAUGGCCUGAUGUACUGGGAGUAACGGUUGUCAUGGUAGUCUGUGCCAUGUUCAUGUGUGGCCUUGAGGAAAGUGUAAUGUUCACGUUUAUGCUGCUUAUACUUCUCUACACCUUUAGUCAAUUCUUCGCCAUCGUUGGACUAAUGAACUUUGAUAUUGCAAAUAUAAAUUUACCGAUCCCGAUAACAGUUUACGAACUGUUUGCAGCAGGAGCGCCAAUUUCAUAUUCCUUCAGCGUAAUUUUACCGCCAAAAGAAAAUGGAAGCGUUAGAAAAAGUUUAUUGCUGAAAGUGGGAAUGCCAGCCGUGGUUUUAUCCGGGCUAUGUUUCCUGUACGCCAAUAUGUUGAAAGGAACAACAAUCGACGCGUCCCUACCUGUGACAACACUACUAGAAGCGCGGUCAGCUAACUGGGUGUGUCCUGUCUUAGCAGCCGUGACGGUGGCCGGGGUCUGCCUGGCGCUGACCGAAUUGUGUCCACUGCUAUUUACAGUACUGGUGGCCUUGGCUUCUCCGGAGUGGAAGGUCUUGACGAGGUCGAUGACCUAUGAGAGCACCACGACUGGGAGUCCAGUGCUGGCUGUGUUUACUGCAGGGAGCCUAGCAGCAAUUCUGGCGUUCGCUUGUCCCCUCUCCCACAUGAUUACCCUGAUGAACGCCAGCCACCUCCUGGGCAUCGCUGUGCAGGCACUGCACUUCAUCGUGAUGAGAUGCGAGCCCACUGCCGAGCAAAAGGAGGCAGGCGAUGUUGAAUACAAAAGAUUAGGCAUCCAAGGACCAUCAAGAUCAAAAUCUGGAAUUAAAAGCAAACGAGGACUUUGGUUCAUUCCCUCUGCCAUUCGCCAUACAAAAACUUUGGAAAGCAUAAAAUCCAAAGUCGCAAUUACAACAAAAGAAACCGAAGAACGCGAAUGUUUACUCCUAGACGAGUACGCUGGUUGUCCCACUGAAGAGCUAGACCAGAUUACAAGCUGUAGCAGCGGCGCUAGAGAAGUGUCUACUGAGAUUGGCGAAGUUCCGUCUGACGGGGAAGCUAGUGACCAGGAAAUAUCUUCUGGUGACGACUCGACGGACAUCGAUGCUGUUGUCAAGGAGUACAGAGACAGGAUUCAGGUUGUGACAGCUCCUCCUGAAGCCAAAACGCCAGCCCCGCCGUGCGUCCGCGGAGCUCGCUGGGCGGCCGCGGGCGCCGCCGUGCAAGUGUUGGCCGAUGCUAUAUUAGCUGUGGCUUUCUGCAACGAAACCAUCAGAGCGUACAUGUUUGCUACUGGAAUACCAUUAUGGCUUUGUGGGACAUUCAUGUCAGCGUGGCAGCCGGCUCACAGUCUUAGUAUGAGAAAGACUCAGUCCGUGGAAGGACCAAUCGCAUUACUGAUGUCUUUGCUCUUCCUCACACCUUUAUUGUUAGAUUCGUGGCCUGCUAUCACCUUAUUUGCUGGAGCAGGAGUCGUGAUAUACGCGCGUUGCGAGCGUUGGUGCGGCGACUUGGCUGUUCAGCAAGCGCGCACCGCGCUGGAGCGGCGCAAACUGCGGACCGUCUCCGCGGUGCCCCUCGACCCGCGUCUCGAACACAUCGACACGCUUUAUAUCACCAGAUGACAAGACGAUGACUCGGAUACGAGUCUGGAUAACCUGAUUGACGUUGACGAAGAUCUGGAGCCUGACGACGAAUGACAGGAAUUGUAAAAUGUAUCUCAUCAUCAUCUCAUCUUCAUAAUCUCACUUACGCACAUUGCAAUGGCUGGGAUAAGUUUGAGUACACCAAAUGAAUUGCGUGGGCAGCGUGACGAGAAAAAAGUGUCGUGUGAGCAGCUUAUCAUUCAGUUUAUAAUGCAGUAUCAAAAUCAUUAUACCUUUUGUAGAAUUUUGGUUAAUCUACGCAAAAUUAAGGACACAAUGAUUUUAAAAGAGAAGAAACAUUUUUUAUGUUCUGUGACGGUAGUUAUUAUAUUGAUAUAAGUAAUAAGACAGAAAGCAGAUAUAUCAUCGUUAAGUGUGAAUUUGUGAUAAAUGCCUUAUAGUGCUAGUGUUAAAUUUGCUAGAUAGUGUCUGGCUUAAAUCUUGAUGUAUGUCUGUAAAUAUAAGAAACUAUUCUCAUUAAUCAUGUAAUAGCUUGAACCAAUAAAGAUUGAUGGAACGAACGACCAUUUUCACGUAUGGGUAGGUACUUUCACAAAUAUUUUGAGGUACAUAUCACGUCAACGGCAACGUCGUUACGACGUACGCCCGUGUAAUUUUAAUAAUCUCAUAAAUUUUCUUUCCCACGAAAGUUUCGGGAAAAUAGUGCACCACAGACCACAUAAAACCUUCCAUGCCAAAUUUCAAGACCCCGCGGUCUCGGUCGUCCACCAAUAUGUCAGUCAAACAGUGUCCUCUUAUUUAAAAUUUCGAAUACCGUUCGUUCCUUCAAACUGUGGGUCCUAACAUCCGUCCAUGAUUCAUAAAACAUAGCAUCGUCAUUUUUGUCGUUGGGCACUGCUUGGCACGAUGCAAGAUAAUUCUAAUUCGCAUUGUAUCUUAUGUCUUGUACAUACGAAUCAAAUUACAGCUGCUUAUAUAAAUGCCUUAUAGUAAAUUAGGCGAUUAGUCAAAAUGACACUUAUUUUUGUGAAAAUCAAUUCUUUAAUAUUUAAGUCAAUCGGCCUAAGUGAUUUAAAUUAAAUUCAAUUAAUAAACAUAAGGGUAUUGUCAUCUUCUAUUUGCAAUAAA